Molecule: messenger RNA, 1653 nt
Organism: Penicillium olsonii
Lineage: Eukaryota; Fungi; Ascomycota; Eurotiomycetes; Eurotiales; Aspergillaceae
Source: the annotation of a GenBank genome assembly
AUGGCCUCUGAAUCUCUGAACUCGUCCCGAGAGGACGUCCGCGGACAACGUUCAGAGAGAAACUCUAGUGACAGCUCGCAAGGAACACCCUACGCUGCCAGCGCAGCAGCUGGCGCAGCAGCGGCGCGUGCAAUGUUUCCGUUGGGGUACCGGGAAGGGUUCAGUCAAUGGUGGGCGCGUAUGCCCGCAGCAGCAGCGGAACACAAAGUUCUUUCGUAUCUACCAUAUUUGCAUCACCACGCUCCCACCCACCUCCAGACUGGAAACACGACUGAUUUCCCGAAUGGCACAACCCCGAGUAGCUUGGAGGCGGCAGAUCACAACCAACGAGGAGAAGUCGCCACAAGCUCUCAAGAUGACCCGUAUGGUCCUCGUCGGUGGACCUCGAGUAUGGUGGAACUGAACGGGAAGGACCGCGCUCUGAACGAAUUUUCGGUGGAGAGGAUCGGCGAGGAGGCAGACCAACAUCUGGUCAUGCUCCACGGAUAUGGCGCUGGCCUUGGCUUUUUCUACAAAAACUUCGAGCCACUGAGCCGGCUCCAGGGCUGGCAGUUGCAUGCCCUGGACAUGCUGGGCAUGGGUCGCAGUACCCGACCCGCAUUCAAAAUCAAGGCCAAGGGCAGAGAAGAAGCUAUCAGGGAAGCCGAGGCUUGGUUUGUUGAUGCAUUGGAAGAAUGGCGCAUCAAACGCAAGAUUGACCGCUUCACAUUGCUGGGGCAUAGUCUCGGUGGUUACAUGGCUGUCGCCUAUGCGCUCAAAUAUCCUGGCCAUCUCAACAAGCUCAUUUUAGCAUCUCCAGUCGGCAUCCCAGAGGAUCCAUAUGCCGUGACUGCAGACGUGACCGAGCCAUCUUCAUCGACCUUACCCAAUGAACUCACUCAGGAUCAACGCGAGGUCACAGCCAUUCCCGAGACAGCUCCUAAAACUAGCGACGGCAGCUUCAUCACAGGCCGUCAACCACCUGCAGAGUCCAAUCAACCGCCGCGCCGAAACAUGCCCAAGUGGUUCGCCUACUUGUGGGAAGCCAAUAUCUCUCCCUUCAGCUUGGUCCGUUGGGCAGGUCCUCUGGGUCCCCGCAUCGUCUCAGGCUGGACUUCUCGCCGCUUCUCUCAUCUCCCAGCCGAAGAAGCAUCCGCCCUUCAUGACUACUCAUACUCUAUUUUCAGUCUCCGCGGUAGUGGCGAGUAUGCCCUCGCAUACAUUCUUGCUCCGGGUGCAUUUGCCCGCAGCCCUCUCAUCCACCGCGUCCAGGGUCUCGGGCGACAGUUGAUUCAUAAUAAUAGCCCCCUCACUAACCCAGGAACUGCCACUACUGCUCCCUCAACGUCCGACGCACCCGGAUCCACUGCUCCGUCUGAUGAGCAGCCUGCUCAGCGCGAGAAAGGCUUCCCUGUUGUCUUCAUGUAUGGCGAUCAUGACUGGAUGGAUGUCUCGGGUGGCCAUGCUGCUGCGGCUCGCAUGAACCAAGAAAAGAAGAGAGUUCUUGCAGAUGCGUCUCCCGAGGAACGUCGCGCCGACGAAGGAUCUUCCAGGGUUGUUGUGGUCAAUAAAGCAGGCCACCAUUUGUACCUCGACGGUUGGGAGGAAUUCAAUAGCGUCAUUCUCGCCGAGAUGGAAGAGGUCAAUCGCCGGGAGAGAAAAAGACAGCCAUAA